AGCAAAGAGCCAAACAAUACUUGAACUCUCAGCAGUUCUCACGGUAGUCAAAAUGAACCCAAAUCAAACUCCCAGUGGUCCGAGCUAAAAACAAACCGUCGAACUCCUCCCAACUCUACACACUUUCGUCAGAAUGGAAGACAAAAGCAGUAACAGCAACGACGACGGCGACAAAGAUCCUUGGUUAGCACCAGAUAAACUCUACCAUUUCCUCUUCUGCUUCUUUCUCACCGUCCUCUUCGCCACUUUAGCUUCACUCUCCCGCUACCCUUUUCUCCGUAACCAUUCCAUUCGGGUCGGAUCCAUCCUCUCCCUCGUCGCUGGCGCUGCCAAAGAGGCUGCUGACCAGCUUGGAUUUUUCCCAUCUGCUGGUGCCUCAGCUAGAGAUGCCGUCGCCGAUUUUCUUGGUGUUAUGAUCGCUGCAAUGGCGCUUUCUCUGUGGAAGAGGCUACUCCGACAUGGGCCCGAAUCGGGGCACACCCGACGGAUUUUGCCUGUUUGAAUGAGAAUCCCUUGUUAGUUUGAUGAAUGGGAUGACUGUUAUUAAGAGUUUAAACGUAUGGCAAGUUGCUUCCUGGGCAGGAAAUGUUCGGUUGCCGAGAAAAUGAAGGUAAAGAAAGCAGAAGUUAGGAAAAUUUUUUGAGUUUUUCUCGUCUCUUCUGCAUAUUGGACUAGGCAUUUUGGGAUUAAAUUUAUGCACUGGGUUGUGCAUUUAUCAGAGCAUAGGAUUGUUCGGUUGCUAAGAAAUUGAAUGAAAAGAGAAAAUAAAUAAACAGACCUGAUAAUUCAAGGUGUCGGGAACUUGGGAUUAUAUUUUCUGGGAUUAAGAGGAUGGGUUAUAUUGGCCGAGGGCUAAAGCAAAAGUUUGACUUGCGUGAUGUAUUUUUGUUAUUCAUUUGGAUUGGUUUGGUUGAUGGGAAAAAAAGGGAAAGUAAAGCAAAAACAUUGGAUUUUGGCGUGAGUGGUUUGCUUUGCGAAGGAUUCAACGAGUUGCCUUAGCUGAGGUGAGCAUUUUCUUUCUGUAUUGAUAAUUUUUUGUUCCGUAUAACCAAAAAUAGAAAAUAAUGCCAAAUGUAAGCGCAUUGAAGUGUAGGGCAAAGAAACGAAUUCUAAUCUACCAUGGAGGCUGUCAGAAUUUUGAAUC
Molecule: messenger RNA, 1144 nt
Organism: Durio zibethinus
Lineage: Eukaryota; Viridiplantae; Streptophyta; Magnoliopsida; Malvales; Malvaceae
Source: RefSeq, a predicted model, not a curated record